CCUCACGCUUCUUUAUGUAAUAAAGACUAGUAGCACACGAGUGUGUCUUCACCGAUCAUCAGUAGCUGAUCGAUCGUUCUAGCGGUUGGACGGUUGGUCCGCUUAAGCCACGGCUAAACGACGAUUUACAGCGUAACGGCUUAAUUACCUGCAAGACACUCUUCGUGGAGGCUAGAGUGUGUGUAUGUGAGAAGUAGUUCAGUGCAGAUUUUCAAAGUGUCGGAAAAUGUCUCUCAAACCGUUUGAUAUUGAGGUGGAUCCACCAGGCGAAGAUCUGAUGGAGAUUGCUCGCCGGGAACUAAGGGAAACUCCGGAAAUUCGUACUUCCGCUGUAGAGGAGUUAAGAACCCUCCUGAAGGAAGCCAAGGAUAUGCACUUCAGCGAGGAGGAAGAGUUCCUGCUAAUCUUCCUACGUCCCUGCCACUUUUACGCCGAAAGUGCCCUUAAAAUGAUGCGUCGCAUUGCCGAGUUUAAGAAGUCUAACCAUCCGUUACUACACGCCCUGAAGCCGGAAGAGGAGAAGCUUGCGUUUAUCGACCAUAAUGUCGUAAACGUACUGAUCAACCGGGACCAAAAGGGUCGUCGUGUGCUAUUGGUAAACUGUGGAGCGGCCUGGGAUCCUAAAGCGGUUAGCUCGGAGCAACUGUUCCGUGUGUUCUUCCUGAUACAUCUCGUCGCACAGCUCGAACCGGCUACCCAAAUUAACGGAGUUGUGGUAGUGCUCGAUUUCGACGGACUCUCGCUUAAACAGGUCAAAGCGCUUUCGCCCUCCUUCUCAAGGCGGCUGAUUACGUUCAUUCAGGACGCGAUGCCGUUACGCCUGAAGGAGGUACACAUCCUCAAGCAGCCGUACAUCUUCAACAUGGUUUGGGCACUGUUCAAACCAUUCAUUCGCGAGAAGCUGAAGAGCCGCAUCUUCUUCCACGGCAUGGACAUGCGGAAGCUGCACAAACACAUCGAUCCGUGUGAUCUGCCGGCUAACUAUGGUGGUGAUCGACCACCGAUCAACUACGGUGGCAAGGAAUGGUAUCCUUGCGUGUACAACUACAUCGACCAUAUAAACCAGUGGAACACGUUCGGUUUUGUACCGAAUGUGCAGUGACUACUGGAGAGAGAGAGAGAGAGACAGAAAGACAAGAUGCAAUGACUAGGAGUAUAAGCUUGAUUAGUACCGACACCCUCCGAAUACAUUCGAAUAUUACUAGAAUUAGUGGCAGCUUUUUGACAGUUCUGCCAACUAUACUUAGAGCAUUUACUUACAAAACAAAGAUAUAAGGAUUCUAUGGGUAUAGCUUACUUAAGGCGUCUUUUAUUUCUCAAAAUCUCCAAUAAGAGAUCUUCUUCCAUGGCAACGACUUGCUCAAGUUCCACCAGUACAUCAGCGUAGAUCAACUACCGGCCGACUAUGGCGGGAAUUUGCCACCGAUAAACUAUACCGGCCAAGAUUGGU
Molecule: messenger RNA, 1450 nt
Organism: Anopheles funestus (African malaria mosquito)
Lineage: Eukaryota; Metazoa; Arthropoda; Insecta; Diptera; Culicidae
Product: clavesin-1-like
Exons: 4
Coding region: 227-1102 (291 amino acids)
Cellular component (GO): membrane
Molecular function (GO): phosphatidylinositol bisphosphate binding
Source: RefSeq, a predicted model, not a curated record